UUAUUUCUACGCAUGCGCAUAGUGUGUAGAAAAGUUUGUUAUUAAUUUUAAGAAAGCGCAAAAGGUUAUGUUAUCUUCGAAUUAUAUUACAUCAACUUAUUCGAAUUACAUCGUAUUAUAUCGACAUGAUAUAAUUUUUAUUUUAUUUAGAAUUUUAAUUUGUACAACAUUAUAUAAUAAUUUUUAUAAAAUGAGUAAAAAAUUAAAGUUAAAUGAUGCACUUAUAACAUCAAGAUCUUUACGAUCAGAAAAUAAAGAUCAUAAUAAAGAUAUAUCGACAACAUCAAAAUAUUUUAAUGAUAAAGUUGUUUCACUAAAAAAAGUUGAAAAAAAAAAACGUACUCCAGUAAAAAUUAAAUAUGAAGAAAUGAAAAAUAUAAGUGAUUCAAAAAUCAAUAAAAUUGAAAAUUUACAAGAGGAUACUAUGAAAGAAGAAAUAAAUAUAAUAGAUAAAUGGGAACCAUCAAAUUGGGAAACUAUUGUAGAGAAUAUUAAAGAAAUGCGGAAAUACAAAACAGCACCUGUAGAUGAAAUGGGUUGUCACAAAUGUACAGAUCCUAAAGCUACUGCUAAAGUUGCUAGAUAUCAAUCAUUACUUGCAUUGAUGCUUAGUAGUCAAACUAAAGAUCAAGUAACUCAUGCAGCUAUGCAGAGAUUGAUUACUUAUGGUUGUACCCCAGAAAUAAUAGCAGGUACUCCUGAUGAUACUCUCGGAAAACUUAUAUAUCCGGUUGGAUUUUGGAAGAGAAAAGUAGAAUACAUUAAAAAAACAACAAAUAUUUUAAUUGAUAAAUAUGAUAGUGAUAUUCCUAAAACAUUAAAGGAAUUAUGUCAAUUAUCAGGAGUGGGACCAAAAAUGGCUCAUAUAUGUAUGCAAAUAGCAUGGGGUGAAGUUUCUGGUAUUGGAGUAGACACACAUGUACAUCGUAUUUGUAAUAGAUUGGGAUGGGUAAAAAAACCAACUAAAACACCAGAAGAUACAAGAAUUGCAGUGGAAGAAUGGCUUCCAAAAAAUCUUUGGAGUGAGAUAAAUUAUUUACUUGUUGGAUUUGGUCAAGAAAUAUGUUUACCAAGAUUUCCUAAAUGUGAUGAAUGCCUAAAUAAAGAUAUAUGUCCAUUUACAAAAAAUACAAAAAAUGGUAUGAAAAAAAAGAUAUAAUACUAUAAAACUGUUUAUUAUGCUAUUAUAAUAUUUAAAAAGAAAAUUUUGAAAAACCUAA
Messenger RNA from Apis florea (little honeybee), 1220 nucleotides. It is a transcript of the gene Nthl1, whose product is annotated as Nth-like DNA glycosylase 1. The record is from RefSeq and is a predicted model, not a curated record. NCBI's taxonomy places the organism in Eukaryota, Metazoa, Arthropoda, Insecta, Hymenoptera, Apidae. Gene Ontology annotation, cellular component: nucleus. Gene Ontology annotation, biological process: base-excision repair, AP site formation; base-excision repair; nucleotide-excision repair. Gene Ontology annotation, molecular function: DNA-(apurinic or apyrimidinic site) endonuclease activity; oxidized pyrimidine nucleobase lesion DNA N-glycosylase activity; DNA binding.